This is a messenger RNA of Daphnia pulicaria, 884 nucleotides long. RefSeq lists its product as uncharacterized. The record is from RefSeq and is a predicted model, not a curated record. NCBI's taxonomy places the organism in Eukaryota, Metazoa, Arthropoda, Branchiopoda, Diplostraca, Daphniidae. The coding region runs from base 179 to 856 and encodes 225 amino acids. The transcript has 2 exons.
UGAUUGACAAGUACAGGCAGUACAUACAUAGUCCCGGCCUGGUUCCGGCUUGUUUACGAAUUUGACAAAAUUUUGACAAUGUUUUUUGCUAUUUAGUCUGAAUGUAAUUCAGAAGUAAGGAUUAAUAUUAUAAUAUCUACUUUGUUUUGUAAAAUCUGUACGAAUAACGGACAGUAUAAUGGCUGAGACUACUGAGAAAAAUUCAACUUCAGUUUUCUUGUGGAAGGCUGCUAUCAGUACUGUUGACGUUCAUCCAGCUAUAACAGCCAAUCUUUUGCUAAGAUGCAAAAAAGCUGUGAACCUCACAAACGUUGGUGUAAAAUUUAGGAAGGUCAGUAAAUCCAACAUAUGUCAGAGUUGUGGUAAUCCAUGGAGUAUGGGGAAGUACAAAUUGGAAUUAAAGAAGACUUUCAAAACAGCAACAAUUCAGAAAGUCUUAAUUAAGUCAAAAAAUUCUAAGAAAAUAAGCCCUUUUAACAAACACAUUCUUGAGCGUUACUCUGAAAAUAAGUCCAACCUACUUAUUAAAUGUGGUAGCUGUUUCAAACAGACCGCCUUCCCAACACCUCUCCCUCCUAAGGAAGUCAAGUCAGUCAAACGAAUUCUUCUUCCAUCAGACAAUCAGGAAAAAAAGAAAUGUAAAAAGAAAAAACCUGCUGCUUUCAAUCAAAACAACCCCAGUAAACAACAGGAAAAGCUGCAAAAAAGCAAAACCCCUACUAAACCAACCAAGGUGACAAAACCAGGGAAAAAACAGCAAUUUUCUCGAAAUCAACUGAAGAACAUAUCCAAAACUAUUAGUACCAAUGCCUCUGUGAAAGGUUCUUUACAAUCUUUUCUCAGUUCAGUGAAGUGAAAUAAUAAAAUCAAUUUCCAAUCUUUCA